AAUUAAAUCUUCAAAUUUGGAGGUGAAGCCAUGGAGAAGCAUCACAAAACCGUCGGCGGAUUUGAAUUUCCUGAAGAAAUUAUUCACCAAAUUCAAUCUUUUCUGGGUGAAAGGAAAGCUGCUGGAACGUCUCUCGUCUCCAAGUCCUAGUACGGCGCGUGGUCUACGCGCCCCAACCUCAGUUUUAGUAAAUUCGAGUUGGGAGAAAGGUUGCCUCAAUACGCGAGGAAGACGUUGCAGAGGUAUGAACAUCUCAACCUAAACAUACAAACUUUCAGUCUACUGAUGCGUAUAGACGAUUCUGAUGUGGCUAGAGAAUUGAUUUUGAAAGCGAUCAAAUUGGGGGCUAUUGAUCUCACAAUUGAUGUUAUGACCCGGCCAGAGUUUGUUUUACCAGAUGAGGUGCUUGAAUCCCAAACCCUAACACGAUUAUCUGUGUGUGAUGCCUCAGUUGAAUUCGAGAGAAGGAAUAAACCGCUAACCUCUUCCAACCUUAAAUCACUCACUCUAGACUGCACUCUAACUAAGGGUGAUUUUAGUUAUUUGAGUCGCAUAUUCCCAUUACUUGAGGAAUUAAAAAUGCAAUCAGUGCAUUUGAAUACCGAAGACAGCUUAUCCAAAUCUGAGUUGUGGCUUCAAUUUCCUUGCCUCAAGAAAUUGGUGAUUUGGAAUUGCUACUUUGCUAAAGCUAAAGUAAAGUUUGAUGUUCCAAAUAUUCGGAAAUUCGUGUUCGUGGGUGAUGAUGUGUCGCGCCUUGAGUUGAAAACAAGUAGUAGGGAAUGGGAGUCGUAUAUACACAUAAUUUGCUGGGAUUUUAUAGGUAGCGCGUCGUGGCUGCGAUCGUUGAAGCAGUUUGUGAAAGUGUUGAGCCCAUCCCGAGUUUCUCUGGCUCUACAUCUCUACUGCCGGCAAUUACGUGUGGAAGAUGGAUUUGUUGGAGAUGAUUUAGCUAUACCUGCAGUGGAGGAUUUGACGAUAAGCGGUUUGGAAGUGUCGCCGGAAUUUCUGAAUGCUUUGCUUCGGAGUUUUCGCCCCAACUUCGUUGACAUUCAAAGAAGACAUGAGAGAGGUAUAGAGAGAUGUAUGUCAAAAUUAUUUACUGCAAUGUUCUUGGAAAUAUAAAAUAGAAAGGAAAAUAUUUUUAUUACUACUUUCAUCCGUCCACAAAAAUAAAAGGGUUUUCUUUUUUGUGAACUAUCGUUUAUAUUUUAAACUCGAUUAGUACUUAAUACUUACAACC
Salvia miltiorrhiza (redroot sage) is the source of this 1240-nucleotide messenger RNA. RefSeq lists its product as uncharacterized. The record is from RefSeq and is a predicted model, not a curated record. The transcript has a single exon. The coding region runs from base 286 to 1122 and encodes 278 amino acids. Lineage: Eukaryota; Viridiplantae; Streptophyta; Magnoliopsida; Lamiales; Lamiaceae.